Molecule: messenger RNA, 603 nt
Organism: Penicillium cinerascens
Lineage: Eukaryota; Fungi; Ascomycota; Eurotiomycetes; Eurotiales; Aspergillaceae
Exons: 2
Coding region: 1-603 (200 amino acids)
Source: RefSeq, a predicted model, not a curated record
AUGAAGGCCAUCGCCGCUAUCUCUUCCCUCCUGCUCCUCGGAGCUGCGACCGCACAGGAGAUUCAAUCUAAACCUUUCUACCUGGUGAUCCAAUCUGCCAAUAAGACCCUGAACGGCGAGAAGCUCGCUGCCUGCCACUCCGGCGCCGCCAUUGAAUCACUCUGCCUGGCCGGAUCCAGCUCCCAGUUCAACCUGAACACCACCACCGGCGAGGAGUCCCCGAUCAAGGGCCAGGCCCCCGCAGGUACUCUGGUCUGGAAGCUGCCUUACUCCGAGAACGGUGAAACUGCCUACGAGUCCGAGCCUAUGAGCUUCUACAACGACCCGUCCACCAACGUGGCCAUGCCCAUUUUCGAGCCUUCUUAUAACAUGCAGCAGGUCAUGUUCGACGAGCAGAACCGCAUGGGUAUCUACAGUUACCUUGAUGAUACCGUUACCCCGCCUACUGGUGGCACGCCUAAGAUUCUGCGGAACUGGUAUGUCUGUGAGACUUACUACACUGGUUACACCUAUACCACCCUUAACUGGGUUAUGGGUGAUGCUACUGCUAAGCCUCAGAACCCCAGCUGUGUUAAGGUGCAGGUUGAGCGCAGUUUUGUUUAA